Molecule: messenger RNA, 4511 nt
Organism: Portunus trituberculatus (swimming crab)
Lineage: Eukaryota; Metazoa; Arthropoda; Malacostraca; Decapoda; Portunidae
Gene: PIG-G
Product: GPI ethanolamine phosphate transferase 2-like
Biological process (GO): GPI anchor biosynthetic process
Cellular component (GO): endoplasmic reticulum membrane
Source: RefSeq, a predicted model, not a curated record
AAACCAUCUUUAGCUUCAAGAUCAAGGUCCAAAUGAAGAUCAUAACACCGACCCGGGAGAUCAAUGAUGCCUAGCUGUUCUUCAGUGAAAUCAUAGCACCCUACUUUGGCUGGUACAUUCCCGGCCCAAAAUGAGGGGCCUGUCACCGCUGGUGGUGGAGCAGUGUGCUGUGGUGGCGGGGCUGCUGGCUUACCUCACCGGUUUGGUGACAGUGCGCCCUCGGCCAGCAGGGAGACCCCAAGAUAACUUAUCCAGAUACCCCAAUGACUCUCAUACGGCCGUGGAAAAGGUGGUGGUGGUGGUGAUCGAUGCGCUGCGUGCAGACCACCUCGCCACUGCCACUGCUCCCCUUAUGCCCUACCUUCAAGGACAGCUGGCCUCUGGUGCUGCACGGGGCUAUGUUGUCCACACAGCUUCCCCAACUGUCACUUUGCCCAGGAUCAAGUCGCUGGUGACGGGCAGUGUUCCGGGUUUCAUGGACAUCAUUGAAAACUUUGGCGCUGGAGAGCUUGUGGAGGACAACAUCAUUCGAAGGUGGGCAGCGCAGGGGAAACGAAUCCACUUGUAUGGGGACGACACUUGGCUCAAGGUGUUUCCCACACAGUUUUCAAAGCAUCAGGGUGUCACCUCCUUCUUUGUCACAGAUUAUACAGAGGUUGACCACAAUGUGACACAGCAUCUCACCAAAGUGCUUCCCUCUGAUGAGUGGGAUGUAUUGAUCCUCCACUACCUUGGCCUGGACCACAUUGGCCACCUGGAGGGUCCCAUGAGUCACCUGAUUGGACCCAAGCUGCUGGAGAUGGAUGCUGUGGUCAAGAACAUCCACACCACUCUUGAAGCCAAGGGGCUGAAGUACUUGGUGUUGGUGUGUGGCGACCACGGCAUGAGUGAUGCAGGUGGACAUGGUGGGUCCUCCCACUCAGAGGUUACUACUUCUGCAUUGUUUCUCUCCAAUACUAUCAUCAAAAAGAGGCCAGAGAAGGUGCAGGAUGCAAGGCAGGUGGAUCUGGCACCUACCCUUGGCCUCCUGACAGGUAUUGGAGUGCCUGAAGGCAGUGUGGGACGGCCAAUAGCUGAGUUGCUGCAAAAUAUUCCACCAGAGAAGAGAAUGGCUCUACACAAUCAGGCUGCCAGACAGCUGCUAGCCAUUGCUAAGGGGUCUGGCCUACAUCUCAAUCAUGGCAAUGUAGAGCUGCUCUUUGAACAAACAACACUACUUCAUGAAAGAAUUGUACAAGACUUGCACCAGAACCCUGCAGGCAGCAGACCUGAAGUUGAGCGUGUCUGCAAGUUUUACGGGGACUGCCAGCAGGAAGUGUCUGAUGCUCUCGCUGCCCGCCAGCAGAGUUACGACCUUCCCAUCAUAUAUCUUGCCACCUUUGCUCUCCUCAUGAUAUUUGUGGGGUGUAUGUGGCGGCAGCUUAAGGGAGGCUCUGGGGCUCCAAGGAAGCAAGUGGUAGGUACCACAGUAGGCUGGUGUGCAGGCUGCACCUUUCUGGGUUGGCUCCUGAUGUGUGCUGGUGCCUCUGGAUCAAAGAUGUGCCACCUGCUGCAGCCCAGUGCCUGGCUGCUAUUCAUGGCAUUUGUCUACGUCAUGGUGUCACUGGCCUCAUCCUCAUCUUCUUCCACCAUCACCAGGACCAUGCACAAACCUCCAGAUAAUCCUGGUUCGAAAGAUGCAGUCCACUACUUUCUGAUAUUUGGAACUUGCCUUCACUCACUGAGUCUGCUGGGAACUAGUUUAGUGGAAGAGGAACAUCAGACAUUGUACUUCCUCACCACCACCCUUCACCUGUAUCUCAUUUUCAAGAUAUUAAGAUUUAGCUUCCAAGGUUCAGAUGGUUGCCAGGGCCACAAGUCUUCUGCUUACAAGACCACCAGCAAGGAGGAGGACGACACCAGCUACAUGCAUCUGCCCACUCAAGUGAAGCAAGGGAAUCGUGAACUAAGUCUUCUGGAAAAGGCUUACCUUCCUCAAAAUAAGAUCCUGUUGCUCCUGGCAUUGAGUUUGGUGCUGAGCAGAAUCCUGAGGGCCUGGAAUGCCACAGGGGACAAGUGGCGGCACUUGGAGGUUGGUGACAUCUUGCGUGCUAUAGGAGGGAGAGCACUGGUCUUUGUGGUGGUGGCUGGACUUGUGCUUGCCUUCCUUUUACUCCUGCACACAUCAUGGCCGCUUGUGUUGAUUGCACUUGUUGCUAUAUUUGGCCGACAUUAUCCUUUUCUUGCUAGUGGCACUUUUGAGGCCCAGGUUGCAUACUUAGCCAUAAUUUGCUUAUAUGUAUAUGGACUCUUCAAAGCCAAACUAAUUGACUUGCGAGCACACAAUAAGGUUCCCAAAAUGACAGAGGCUUAUGAUGUAGAGGACGAUAAGAUGAGCACUCUGCUUCGGUACAGCUACACUGCUCUCAGUCUACUGUGUCUGCUUCUUCAGCGGAUAGACAAUGUGGGAAUGCUGUCCUUUAUCCUGCUGCAGAACUGGAUCUUGAGUCGCGUGCUGUACAGGUUGGCACUGGCCCGGCACUUGUCAUGGGAGGGAGCAGCAAUGGCUGUCAACUGGCUGGCCUUCACUCACUACUUCAAUCAGGGUAACAGCAACAGUCUGACAACAAUAGAUAUGAGUGCUGGGUUUGUGGGUGUGAGUUCCUUCCAUCCUCUUCUGCAUGGUGUUCUCAUAGCCACCCAGACGUUUGGUGGCACCUUCCUCACCUACCUGGCCUUCCUGGUCCACAUUGCCUCCAAGGAUGGCUCAAAGGAAAGGUGGCAGAGGCAGCUGUAUGUGUGGUGGUGUGUGCGUCUGGCCACAGUGACACUCUAUGUCCUCAAUGUGUUGUGUCAGCGCCACCACCUCUUCAUCUGGUCUGUCUUCACCCCUAAGCUGCUGUAUGAAGGAGCUCAUGUCUUGGUGCUGUGUGCCCUCACCCUCUACAUGUGGGGUGUGGAGAAGGUGUGCACACUGCUUGAGGUCACAUAUAGAUUUGAGUAACUCUCUCUCUCUCUCUCUCUCUCUCUCUCUCUCUCUCUCUCUCUCUCUCUCUCUCUCUCUCUCUCUCUCUCUCUCUCUCUCUCUCUCUCUCUCUCUCUCUCUCUCUCUCUCUCUCUCUCUCUCUCUCUCUCUCUCUCUCUCUCUCUGUUAAUAGACUUUUAUUCAAAUAAUGAGUUAGAUUUUCCAUAGUAAUUUUAGAAUUUUUAUAUAUUUUUAAUUUAUCUUUUUAGAAUUUAGCAAUUGUGAUCUAAUACUGUGGUGUAAGAAUUGUAGUGGCAGGAUAGGGAAAGGCCACAUAAUGGAGAGGCAGGAGUAAAUUGGUGUAUGUUGCUAGGCCUUGCUGUGGAUGUGGCCAGCUUUGCUAAGAAAAUGAAUGAUGUGUGGAUGAGUGUGUAUUGCUUGGUCUAGGGCACCUGCAUGGGAUUACUGGCCUGGUUUAUAGAUAGCUUUAGAUACAUUAGAUAGAUACUUUGUUGAUUUCAGACAAAAUGAAAUGUCAAUUUAGCACAAUUGUGAUUUUGAAGUGAUUGUAUCAUAAAUCAUGUUUUGAUGUCUCAUGAUAAAACUUAUUUUAUUCUUUUAAAAAGACAUGUGAGAGCCUAGUCACAAUCAUAUUUACAUAGCAUUCACUAUUAGAGUGAAAUUGAGAAACAGACUUCUUGCAUGCAUGACUGAUGUAAAUUUUCAAAACUACAAAAAAAGAAUUGCACUCAGACUUGAACAGUUGACCUGUAUAAUAUUUCUUGUCAUUCAACUAAACAUUGGUGGGAUGCACAAUGGUGAAACAUUAAGGAGUUUGCAUCACUGCAUGUGUUAGGGGCCAGAAUACAUAUAUGCAUAGUAUUUGAAUUAAUGUGAAUUUGUCAGCUAUGAUAAGUCCCUAUUUUUGUGUGGGCACCUCUGAGGCCUGUUGUUGGAGGUGAAGAAAACCACAGCAGCUUGCAGUGGGCCUGGAUCUGACCAGCUGUGAUGUGAAGUAUGCAAAGUGUUGGGGAUGGGGAUCUCUUGUGGUUAUUACAGGCACAGCAUAAGUUCUUAUCUGAACUUAGUCAUAGCAAUUAGCCCAGUAGUUCCCUUACUGCCCAGUGUUGAGGCAGUGAGGACCUGAUACAUGGAACCUUAUCAUGACAUUCCCAUGUUUGGGGGAGUUGCUGGGAGUGGGUUUCAAGUUCAAAUAGAUAGUAUGCAAUUAACUGUAUUUAUUAAACUACUCAGGGUUGCAUUUGUUAUUCAUGUAGAAGUCAUUAGCAUCCCCAACCCUGAAGCCUGUUAAAACAUUUUCCACUACUGAAGAUCUUGUUAUGACUGAGCCUCUAGUGUGCACACAAAGGAUGGUCUAAGUAAAAUUGAUGAAGUGUGUAUAGCUAACACUUCCAGUCUGUCUAAACAUUUCUGCUUAUCAGGAUUGUCUGAUAGGAACUUUAUUGAAAAUAUUUCUACUAAUAUUGUCGUCCAUCAGCUACGUUGUUGCAAGAUAUUAAGGCUAUAUCUUGAUUUCUUUGUAAAAAUAAUAAUAAAAAAUACGCUC